GAGAGCGAGCAAACCCCUAACGAGACAGCCGCCACUCCGGGGGUACUCCCCAGCCUUCUCCAGCGACCUUGCGCGGGAGCGCGUGCUCCCCCCACGCGCAGUCAGGCGCUCCUGGCUUCACGGAACCGGGCUUCCCAGUGAGGUAGACCGGGAGACUUCCUGUUCCCGCGCUCAGGUUGGGGGCUUCCGCUUCCUGUUCUUGCUGGGCUUCCGAGGGCUCUGAAUGGACCGGCCAGUCUAGGGUGAGGAGGCAGCAGUACCAUGCUGAGCCAUUCUGGAUCCCAAGGCCAAAGGAAAAACUAGUAAUUCUGCUCCUGUGACUUAAAUUUGCCAGAUAUUGAAGGUUAUUGCUGGUAACUGGGCCAGAAAUGCAAAGACAAGAAGGCAAUUCUUCAGACAGUCAUCAUGGGUAUCCGAGGACUAAUGAGUUUUGUGGAAGAUCAUAGUAAUGAGUUCUUCACAGAUUUGAAGUUGAGAGACACAAAAAUUAUUAUUGAUGGCUAUGCUCUCUUCCACCGGCUUUGCUUCAACUCAAACUUGGAGCUCCGGUAUGGAGGGGACUAUGAUUCUUUUGCAGAUGUUGUACACAGUUUCUUUGAAUCACUGUUUUCUUGUAAUAUAUGUCCAUAUGUUGUACUAGACGGAGGAUGUGACAUUUCCGAUAAAAAGCUUACAACUUUGAAGGAUCGAGCUAGAGAGAAGAUCCAGAUGGCCCAUUCCCUUUCUGUUGGUGGGGGUGGGUAUGUAUGUCCCUUGCUCAUCCGGGAAGUGUUUAUACAGGUUUUGAUCAAGCUGCAGGUGUGUUUUGUCCAAUGCUUUUCAGAAGCAGAUCGGGACAUUAUGACACUGGCUAAUCACUGGAAUUGCCCUGUGUUAUCGUCGGAUAGUGACUUUUGCAUUUUCGACCUGAAAGCUGGGUUUUGCCCAUUGAAUAGCUUUCAGUGGAGAAAUCUGAACACUAUUAAGGGCACACGAGACUUCUAUAUCCCUGCCAAAUGCUUUUCCCUUGAUGCACUCUGCCAUUACUUCAGCAAUAUGAAUAAAGCACUUCUACCUCUCUUUGCGGUGCUAUGUGGAAAUGACUAUAUUAAUCUGCCCAUCAUGGAGACAUUCUUAAGUAAAGCACGUCUUCCUCUUGGAGGUGCCAGUUCUAAGGGGAGGAGACACCACCGGGUUCUGGGACUUCUGAAUUGGUUGUCUCGUUUUGCUGAGCCUACUGAAGCACUAGAUGAUGUUCUGAAAUAUCUCCCCAAAAAAGAUCGAGAAAAUGUUAAGGAACUACUCUGCUAUUCCAUGGAAGAAUACCAGCAGUCCCCGGUGAAGCUGCAGGACUUCUUCCAGAGUGGUACUUAUGCCUGUCCAGAGGCCUUGGAUCUGGGUUUACCAGCCUGGGUCCUAGAGGCUCUGGCCAAAGGUGAGCUCUCUCCUUUCAUCAGCGAUGCUUUGGUGCUAAGACGGACCAUUCUUCACACACAGGUGGAAAACAUGCAGCAACCGAGUGCCCACAGAAUAUCUCUGCCCAUCCGGCAAAUCAUUUAUGGGCUUCUUUUGAAUGUUUCUCGACAUCUGGAAAAUGUGUCCUUGAAUGCAUCACCUGCUCGGCCUGUAGCUUUCAGUGAAGUGGAAAGGAUUAAUAAAAAUAUCAAAACAUCAACUGUCGAUGCAGUAGAACUGCCCCAGGAUAGUUCUGACUUAAGCAAGUUGACUGAGCUCUCCCUGGCCAGACGGCAGGCACUCCUGUUAGAAACGUUAAAGGUGAAACAGACCAUCCUGGACCCAGUCCCUGCUUCUUUGAAGUUGCCCAUUGCUGUCAGUUGCUACUGGUUGCAGCACAUGGAGGCCAAGGCGAAAGUGCAUCAUCUACAAGCCUUGCUGCUGGGCAUGCUGGCGGGGCCCUUGCACGCCAUAACCAACAGCGCUGGAAAGGAAGAUCUGCGGGAGGAAGGUGCUAAGAGGCUGAGUGAGGAGUUCCAAAGAGUGAAGGAGCAGGCGCGGCCAGGCACGAGACUGGACCUAGACACGGCGCACGUCUUCUGUCAGUGGCAGUGCUGUCUGCAGAUGGGGGUGUACCUCAAUCAGCUGCUGUCCACUCCGCUCCCAGAGCCAGACCUAACUCGCUUGUACAGUGGAAGCCUGGUGCAUGGACUGUGCCGGCAACUGCUAACAUCGACCUCGGCAGAAAGUCUCCUGAGCAUGUGUCCUGCAGCAAAACAACUUUAUGAACAUCUGUUCAAUGCCACAAAGGCAUACGCCACCACUGAAUUAUUCCUACCUAAGAGUAAAUCUAAUUCAAAAAAGAAAAGGCAAAAGAAACAAGGUACCAGCCAGUCAAAGAGCAGAGUGGGAACCACUUCAAACAAUAGAUGUUGGUAUGAGGGAAGCAAUCGCUUUGGGGUAUUAAUGGUUGAAAACAUGGAAGAACAUAUUGAGGCCUCAAAACUUGAGUAAACUGUCUGCAAGCAGAAGUAUGAAAUUUUGUCUUAAAAAUUUUUUGUUAUCUGCCUUGAAAUAACUAUUUUCUGUAGAACUGACCAGUUAGGGGAUAAACAUUACAACAGGUAAUCUUUGAAUUCCCAGAUAUUUUGUAUCUUGCUUUUAAUAAAUACAACCUGAUUUAAGAAACUUCUGUAUUCCUCACACACAUUUGAAAGCAUAUUUGUACUUCUGUUUCAUUUCAGUAAGUUAAUAAUAAAUAGCCUACUGAUAACCUUUAAAUUGUAGCAACUCAGCCAGCUAUGUUUUCAAAAAGAAGCCCUACCUCAAUUAUUUCCAAUAAGCAGAAGCUGGGUUGUUUUUUUUUUUAAUGUUUUAGCAACUGUUCCCUAUUCAUGGGCCUUGGGAAACAGAAGUCAGGAUGCCGCACAGAAAACGACACACCUUUAAAUACUUAGUAAAGGAGGCCAUAGCAGGUUGAUGAGCACUUUAGAUACGCUCCAGGUUUUACAACAGGUUGAAGCCCAAAUGGCUCCAACAGAAUAAGCAGCAGCAUCCUGAGCUGCUAGAUCUGGGAGGAAACACUAAGUAGAAAUUUUAAAAUUAGGCCAUUUCUUAUACUGCAGGUUUUGACCUAUUUAUGGGAUGUGAAGUAAAUGAGCCAUAACCAGCAUUUUUAAUGGAAAAUAUCAGAUAGGCAUAUUACAUAUUAGAUGGUUGUGCAAAACAGAUGUCUUACUGUGGACUGCAGUCAAAAGACUUUGAAAGCCACUUCUCUGGAACACACUAGAAGCAGCUAAAAUUCCAAGCACCAGCAGAACUGUGAAGGUGCUGGCCAGUUCCAAAUAAAGAACUUGAAAAUAAAAAAGGAAGAGGAUGAAUACAUUUGGGCAAGCGUUCAAAGUAUAGUCUGACCUUAAUCUAUAUUCAUACAAAUUGUAUUAGUCCUUUCUUCUCUACUCACUGUUAUAUUCCAUGAGUAAUAACCCCUAAAUAUGCUUUGAAACUGCCAUUUUGAACAGGCCCAUAUUCAGUCCCCAAAAUCUGGCAAUUCUCUCCAGUUUCCUAGCAGCACCACCCUCACUCUUAGAAGAGAGUAAGCCCCGCAUCAGCCAGUGUUACACAUACACCUCUCAAGUGCUAACUGGCUUCAGCCACUUCCAAAAGGCAAAAACACAAUCUCAUUUGCUCCUAAAGUUUCAACCUAAA
This is a messenger RNA of Artibeus jamaicensis (Jamaican fruit-eating bat), 3642 nucleotides long. It is a transcript of the gene ASTE1, whose product is annotated as asteroid homolog 1. The record is from RefSeq and is a predicted model, not a curated record. Gene Ontology annotation, molecular function: nuclease activity. The coding region runs from base 406 to 2448 and encodes 680 amino acids. NCBI's taxonomy places the organism in Eukaryota, Metazoa, Chordata, Mammalia, Chiroptera, Phyllostomidae. The transcript is spliced from 6 exons.